AUGCCCUUCAUCCUCGAAUCUGAGAUCAGCGGCCUUCGCGCUCUCAAAAAGCAUGUCGAGACCUCGCACAGGCCGUUCGACAAAUAUGUGCCCUACAAGCCCGGGCGCAAGGCUCACUCAGGAGAGAUUGUGGUUGAGCGGGAGCGCUGGGAGGAGCUCAUGCUGGAGAAGAAGGGGGCGGAGGAGAGGUUGGAGGAGCUUGAGCAGUUGAUCGAAGAUGCGGAACGUGGUUUAAGAGAGUUGCAGAUCAUAGAGAGUGAAGAGAUGCAGGCGAGUUUUUGGUAG
This is a messenger RNA of Morchella importuna, 285 nucleotides long. RefSeq lists its product as uncharacterized. The transcript has a single exon. The record is from RefSeq and is a predicted model, not a curated record. The coding region runs from base 1 to 285 and encodes 94 amino acids. Lineage: Eukaryota; Fungi; Ascomycota; Pezizomycetes; Pezizales; Morchellaceae.